ACUAUGAUUAACUUGUUAAGAUAAUUGCCACCAGACCAGACAGUAAAAACCAUGGGAAUCGGGGCUAAAAUUACUCAUGAAUUCAAGUACGUCUAUAUUUUCCGUCUUCCUCCGUGCACGUAGACAUUUCCACUCUCGUUUUCCAUGCAAGUCGUGGACGUUUCGUUAAUCCGAACCAAUUCUUCAAUGAAACUUGACUCGGAGGUUGACACUGCUUGAGCUGGAAUAAUAAUCAUGACUGUCACAAAGGUCGAGGUUUGCCUUACCCAUCAAACAACUACUCAUGACAUCGAAAAAGAAAGAAAAUUUUCAAAGAAUGCCGAACCAAAAUCUACCGACCUGUCCAGUCAGGUUGCCUCUCUGGCGAGAAAACUGGAUCAAUCUCAACCCGUGAAGAACAUUCUUUCCGGAUUGAUUUUGCUGGAGAAUUUGGGGAUUCAUUUCGUCCUCAAAGCAUUUUUUGUGGACAUGGCAUGGACUCCUAAAUUAGGCUCAACUGUCACCGUUUCCUCCCUCAUGCGAACCUUUCUUCUCGACAAAUCUCACAAAGCUCUUCUUCACACUUUACUCAUCGGAGUAGAAGAAUUUGGCGUAUUAAAAUUCAACAACCAUUCCGCCGAAACACUGUCCUGGACCGUUACCAGGCUUCCCCCACCCUCCAGUAACAUUCAGAAAACGAUAAAACUCAUCCAAACCCAACUCCUCGCUUUUCCUGAAUGCUCGACCGAGGCGGAAUUUUUAAACUAUACUGGAUCCAACUUGUACUCCGUUUUACGCGGGGAAGUGUCCGGCCUGGAAAUCCUAUUUCCACCAGAAUCGUCGCCCCAUUACAAAUUCGGGGCGAACAACCUGUACACAAAUUCCAUGCUGAUGGAACACUCCAAAACUAUUUAUAUUAUUGAAGGGAUCUUGCAAACAUUACGAGCAGUUGACCCUUCUCAGGAAAUUGUAAAAAUUUUGGAAAUUGGGGCGGGUACGGGUGGGACGACGGUUCCUCUGCUUUCCGCCAUUUCUGCCGAUCCUGCUCUAUCCUCUCGGUUCGAAAUUCAUUACAAUUUCAGCGACAUUUCAAACUUUUUCGUCACUAAGGCCAAGGCCAGGUUGGAAACGUUGUUUCCCAAGGUUCAUUUCCAGUACUCGAUUUUAGACAUUGAGGUUCCUCAGCCCAUCGUGGCGGGGACGGGGUUCGACAUAAUUGUUGCGGCUGACGUGUUCCACGCCACGCAGUACAUGGACGAUACCCUGCGCCACACGAGAGCUUUGGUCAAACCCGGAGGGAUUUUGAUUCUUGGCGAAAUCUUCAAGAGCAGCCUUUUUCUCGAAUUAUCGUUCGGAAUGACGGAGGGUUGGUGGCGAUACGGGGACGAUUUCCGCCAAAUGGACGGACCCCUUCUAAGCGAAGCGGGGUGGGACGGGGUUCUAAGAAAAUUUGGAUUCGGGCAUGUUUUCACUGUAGGACAUGGGAAUUAUGGUGUAGUAUUUGCCAAAGGGGUUUGACAUAUUGUAGCAAUGUAAUAAUCUGAAAUUAAAUAUUGCUAAAUUUAAAUUGUUGUAAAUUGGGACAAGGUUUCUGAAUAAAUACUCUC
Messenger RNA from Folsomia candida, 1586 nucleotides. Its product is annotated as polyketide methyltransferase sdnL-like. NCBI's taxonomy places the organism in Eukaryota, Metazoa, Arthropoda, Collembola, Entomobryomorpha, Isotomidae. The record is from RefSeq and is a predicted model, not a curated record. The transcript has 2 exons. The coding region runs from base 235 to 1497 and encodes 420 amino acids.